AUGACUUAUCGAUUUAUAAACAGUCAAUUAUUUUCACUUUUUUGUUUAGCACUUUCAUUUAAUCUACCAGAAUUUUGUCCAACACCCCAAUGGGAUUCAGAGCCAAUUAUUUUCGCUAAUAAAACAUCACUAGGCACAUAUCCAGGGACUCUGUUUGUCAACGCGAACAAUACAGUCUAUGCCUUCGCUACACGGCAGAAACGUAUUCUUCUAUGGACUGAAGGUGCUAGCAAUCCGACAAGACAGAUCAGUCUUCCCGAUUCUAAAGAAGGAGCUUCGAUGUUCGUUGCAAGCAAUGGAGAUAUUUACUUUGAUUAUCGUAAGCCAGAUGGUAGAGUUGAUCGCUGGAUAUCACAAAACGAAACUCUCGAGACAGUAACAAUCUUUGAAUCUGCAUGUUUUGGUCUAUUCAUUGAUGCAAAAGACAAUCUCUAUUGUUCAAUGGCAUGGAAGCAUCAAGUUAUUAAAAGACAAUUAAAUGACAACAAUAUGACAUCAAUAGUUUUAGCUGGUACAGGUAAAGAAGGAUCUAAUGAAAACGAAUUGGAUGGUCCAAAGGGUAUUUUUGUUAACAUGAACUUUGAUUUGUAUGUGGCAGAUUGUUUUAAUAAUCGGAUUCAGCUGUUCUUAUCAGGAAAAACAAUAGGUGUCACACUAGCAGGAAUCGGUUCAUCAGAUGUCUCAGUCGCACUCUAUUUCCCAGUUGGAGUUACACUGGAUAGCAUGGGACAAGUUUUCAUUGCGGAUAUGAACCAUAAACGUAUUAUUCUAUUGAAGAGAUAUGGCUAUCAAUGUGUAGUUGGAUGUAGUGGAAUUGACUCAGAAUCCAAUCUCUUGUUGGGUAUGGAAAUAUUCAAUUUCGAUAGUUUUGGAAAUAUAUUUGUUAUCAACCCGAAGACAGCGCAAAUUCUAAAAUAUCUUUUUAUAAAUAAUUCCUGCGGUAUCUCAUUUAACAUACCAAAAGUUUGUUCACUAGCAUUAUGGAAUUCAAAUGGAAUCUUAUUUGCUGAUCAGAAAUUACUCGGCUCUCAGCCUCAGGUUUUAUUUGCCGAUUCUAAUAACAAAAUUUACGCUUUUAAUGAAUCAAAUAAAGAAAUUGUUCUAUGGUCUCAAUCUAGUAUUCUACCUAUACUACGUACCAUCCUUGUCAACUCCUCACGUAUCACUUCUAUGUUUGUUACAAACAAUGGAGAUAUUUAUUUUGAUGAUUAUUAUGAUAAAAAACAAAUAACUCGAUGGAUAUCAAAUGAAGGCACAUUUGAUAGUAUAGUGAAUAUUAAUGGAUCAUGUUCAGGUAUUUUUAUUGACACAAAUGAAACGCUCUUUUGUUCGAUAUCGAAAUACCAUUAUGUUCUGAAAACAUGGCUAAAUAGCUAUAAGAAAACAUUAGCGAUUGCAGCUGGUAGAGAAAUUGCGGGAUCUGCUUCGAAUGAAUUGAAUUCUCCUUAUGGAAUUUUUAUUGAUUUCAAAUUCGAUUUAUAUGUAGCUGAUUGUGGAAAUGAUCGAAUUCAACGAUUUCAAACAGAUCAACUAAUCGGUACGACGAUUGUAGGAAAAAGUUCAUCUUAUGAUGGAAUUUCACUCCGUUGUCCAAGUGGAAUAGUCGUCGGGAAUGACGGACAAUUCUUUAUCGUAGAUCAGGGCAAUCAUCGUAUUACUGCAUUCAGCGUUCAUAGGAGUCUUCGAUGUUUAGUUGGAUGUCAUGGACAGGGAACACAAUCAAACCAGUUAUCUAAUCCUUUUACACUUAGUUUUGAUCAAUUUGGAAAUAUGUUAGUUACUGAUUCGAAUAACAAUCGAAUUCAGAAAUAUAAUCUAUAUAAAGCAAGCUGUGGUAAGUUCGAUGUUAUCAAUUUAAAUAAGAUACAAUAA
Molecule: messenger RNA, 1872 nt
Organism: Adineta ricciae
Lineage: Eukaryota; Metazoa; Rotifera; Eurotatoria; Adinetida; Adinetidae
Source: the annotation of a GenBank genome assembly